Arvicola amphibius (Eurasian water vole) is the source of this 3674-nucleotide messenger RNA. It is a transcript of the gene Lrrc8d, whose product is annotated as leucine rich repeat containing 8 VRAC subunit D. The record is from RefSeq and is a predicted model, not a curated record. Gene Ontology annotation, molecular function: protein binding. The coding region runs from base 268 to 2844 and encodes 858 amino acids. The transcript has 3 exons. Lineage: Eukaryota; Metazoa; Chordata; Mammalia; Rodentia; Cricetidae.
CUAACUUCCCAGAUUUGCAUACUUGCAGCCUCCUCUCCCCUGGCAAAGCUCGGGUUUUGCCUGUAUACCUUCCCGGAGGUGAUUCUUCUCUUGGUAGGCGGAGGCUGGACCGGGAGGAAGUGCACUGCUGACUGUAACGUGCUGCCGGCUCCCAGGAUGGAGGAGUGAAGUCUCGCGUCGCAGCGGUUCCAGCCCCCGGAGCCCGCCCGCCAGCAGCCGAGUCCUCGAGAGCACCCUGAGGGAGCAGGGUGGCCACCUGGUCCAGGAAUGUUUACCCUUGCAGAAGUUGCUUCCCUUAAUGACAUUCAGCCAACUUACCGGAUCCUGAAGCCAUGGUGGGACGUGUUUAUGGAUUACUUAGCAGUUAUUAUGCUGAUGGUAGCCAUCUUUGCAGGGACCAUGCAACUUACCAAAGAUCAGGUGGUCUGUUUGCCAGUGUUGCCGUCCCCUGCAAAUUCAAAGGCGCACACGCCACCCGCUACUGCUGACACCACCACCGAAGUCCCGAAGAUGGAAACAGCCACCACGCCUCAAGACCAAACCGGGCGGACGACAGAUGACGCUGCCUUCGGCACGUCGGCUGUGAUGCCCGACGUACCUCUCCGAGCCACCCAUCCUCACACAGAGUCCACCUUCCCAAAUCAGGAGCUGAAGGAGAAGAGAGACCCGACGGGCCGCAAGACCAACUUGGAUUUUCAGCAGUAUGUCUUUAUCAAUCAAAUGUGUUACCACCUGGCCCUUCCUUGGUAUUCCAAGUACUUCCCAUACCUCGCUCUCAUACACACCAUCAUCCUUAUGGUCAGUAGCAACUUUUGGUUCAAAUAUCCUAAGACGUGCUCCAAGGUGGAGCAUUUUGUUUCAAUAUUAGGAAAGUGUUUUGAGUCUCCCUGGACGACGAAAGCGCUGUCCGAGACGGCCUGUGAGGACUCUGAGGAAAACAAGCAGAGGAUCACAGGUGCCCAGACCCUACCAAAGCACGUGUCCACCAGCAGUGACGAGGGGAGCCCCAGCGCCAGCACCCCCAUGAUCAACAAAACUGGCUUCAAGUUCUCAGCGGAGAAGCCGGUGAUUGAAGUGCCCAGCAUGACUAUCCUGGACAAGAAGGACGGAGAACAGGCCAAAGCUCUGUUCGAGAAAGUGAGGAAAUUCCGUGCCCACGUAGAAGACAGUGACUUGAUCUAUAAGCUCUAUGUGGUCCAAACCCUUAUCAAAACUGCCAAGUUCAUUUUUAUUCUUUGCUAUACCGCAAACUUUGUCAACGCCAUCAGCUUCGAACAUGUCUGCAAGCCGAAAGUCGAGCACCUGACAGGCUACGAGGUGUUUGAGUGCACCCACAACAUGGCCUACAUGUUGAAGAAGCUUCUUAUCAGCUACAUCUCCAUCAUUUGUGUCUAUGGCUUCAUCUGCCUCUACACUCUCUUCUGGUUAUUCAGGAUCCCCCUGAAGGAAUAUUCUUUUGAGAAAGUCCGGGAAGAGAGCAGCUUCAGCGACAUCCCAGAUGUCAAGAACGACUUUGCGUUCCUUCUGCACAUGGUCGAUCAGUACGACCAGCUGUACUCCAAGCGCUUUGGCGUGUUCCUGUCGGAGGUCAGCGAGAACAAGCUGAGGGAAAUCAGUCUGAACCACGAAUGGACUUUUGAGAAACUCCGGCAGCAUGUAUCUCGCAAUGCCCAGGACAAGCAGGAGCUGCACCUCUUCAUGCUGUCCGGGGUGCCCGAUGCGGUCUUUGACCUCACAGACCUGGAUGUGCUGAAACUCGAACUCAUUCCAGAGGCGAAAAUUCCCGCCAAGAUCUCUCAGAUGACCAACCUGCAGGAGCUCCACCUCUGCCACUGCCCCGCCAAGGUUGAACAAACCGCUUUUAGCUUCCUUCGCGAUCACUUGAGGUGCCUUCACGUGAAGUUCACUGAUGUGGCUGAAAUCCCCGCCUGGGUGUAUUUGCUCAAAAACCUUCGGGAGUUGUAUCUGAUAGGCAACUUGAACUCAGAAAACAAUAAGAUGAUCGGACUCGAAUCUCUGCGGGAGUUGCGGCACCUGAAGGUCCUUCACGUGAAGAGCAAUCUGACCAAAGUCCCCUCCAACAUCACGGAUGUGGCCCCGCACCUCACGAAGCUGGUCAUUCACAAUGACGGCACCAAGCUCUUGGUCCUGAACAGCCUGAAGAAGAUGAUGAACGUCGCCGAACUGGAGCUGCAGAGCUGUGAGCUAGAGAGGAUCCCGCACGCCAUCUUCAGCCUUUCCAACCUACAGGAGCUGGACCUGAAGUCCAAUAACAUUCGCACCAUCGAGGAGAUCAUCAGCUUCCAACACCUGAAGCGACUGACUUGCUUAAAACUGUGGCACAAUAAAAUUGUGACGAUUCCACCCUCCAUCACCCAUGUCAAGAACCUGGAGUCUCUCUACUUCUCCAACAACAAGCUCGAGUCCCUGCCAGUGGCGGUGUUCAGUUUACAAAAACUCAGAUGCUUAGACGUCAGCUAUAACAACAUUUCCGCCAUCCCCAUCGAGAUUGGCUUGCUGCAGAACCUGCAGCAUUUGCACAUCACAGGGAACAAAGUGGACGUUCUGCCCAAACAGUUGUUCAAAUGCGUGAAGUUGAGGACUUUGAACCUGGGGCAGAACUGUAUCGCCUCCCUCCCCGAGAAAAUCAGUCAGCUCUCCCAGCUCACCCAGUUGGAGCUGAAGGGGAACUGCCUAGACCGCCUGCCGGCCCAGCUGGGCCAGUGUCGGAUGCUCAAGAAAAGCGGGCUCGUUGUGGAAGACCAACUGUUCGACACGCUCCCCCUGGAGGUCAGAGAGGCUUUGGAUCAAGAUGUCAGUGUCCCCUUUGCAAAUGGGAUUUAACUAAGCCAACGCGGGCACACCCACCCACGUGCAAGGACAACUUCCUGGAUUGCCGAUGCUCACGCGCAAGUUAUUACAAGAUAACGCAUUUUAGGAGUAGAGACGCCCUUCAAACAAAACACGGCGGGGUGCGCACAGGCUGGGAGCAGACUAAACUGAAUGUUCAACGUUUGUAGUCUUUUAAGUCAUUCAUUUCCAGAUCUUUUUUUUCUUUUUGUUUUGAUUUUUUUUUCCUUUCUUUCUUUGGUUUUGUUUUUCUUCUUCUGGGGAAAGGGAAGGAAAAAUUAUAAUCACUGAUCUCAGUUUUUUUUUAAAUUGUAAGUUGGAUGCGGCUGCUGGCUGAAUGUUUACACAUCGCUUGCCUGCUAAAGUAAAUGAUUAAAUUGACUUUCUUCUUACUACACUGCCUUUUUUGAGGUGUCGUGAUUUAUUUUUUUGUUUAACUGGUGCAAUGUCACUUAACUUUGGAUUACUGAAGACACAAGGGGCCAGAAUCAUAAGUUUAGAUUUGCUAAAAUAUUGACUUCUUUACAGUUUUAAUUUAAAGCAAGUGAACCGUGCGCUUUGGAGCGUUUGGCACUUCUGAGACUGCCACACCAGACCGUGCAGCCUUGCUGGCCUGUGGAGUGUCAGGGCUCUGUGAUGGUUUCUCAAGGACAGAUACCAAAAGUGAAGUAAUCCAUCCUUCAGUGGCCACUGUAUGCCCAUGGGCUGGAGUUUUGGUUAUUUAUGGUACACUUCUGUGCCGGUAUGAUAGGACUGCCAAUAAAUAGAAAAUGUGUUUUUAAAAAAUAAAUUUAAUAACAAUAAAUAAGUUUAUCUAUCUUGUA